This is a messenger RNA of Heterocephalus glaber (naked mole-rat), 2627 nucleotides long. It is a transcript of the gene Eid2, whose product is annotated as EP300 interacting inhibitor of differentiation 2. Gene Ontology annotation, molecular function: transcription corepressor activity. NCBI's taxonomy places the organism in Eukaryota, Metazoa, Chordata, Mammalia, Rodentia, Bathyergidae. Gene Ontology annotation, cellular component: nucleoplasm. Gene Ontology annotation, biological process: negative regulation of DNA-templated transcription. The record is from RefSeq and is a predicted model, not a curated record.
GCUUGCGCACCGGCUGUGCACAAGGCGGUCACAGGUGCGCAUUGCGCUCACGUACUUGCAGUUGUGUACACACCCUUAUCGCGCUGUCCCGUUGUUCCAGUUUUCCUGGUAGCGGCCGAACAGACUCUGCGGUCCGAAAUGUCCCAGCUGCCCAUAGACAUCACUGUCUUGCAGACGGUCGCCACGGGUGGCGAAGACGGUUUCCCUCAGGCGGAGGUAGGCGGCGGGAGGCGGGGCCCGGCCCCGAUGCGGCCUGAGGAGGUUCGGGGAGGCCCGGUGGCGGCGGCUGCGGCCCGGAGAGGCCCGGUGGCGGUGGCCAGGGGAGGCCCGGCAGCGGCUAGAGGAGGCCCGGCGGCAACGGCCAGGGGGACCCCAGCGGCGGCAGCCAGGGGAGCCCCGGCGGCGGCGGCCAGGGGAACCUCGGUGGCGGCGGCGGCAAGGGGAGCCCAAGCGGCGGCGCCCAGGGGAGCCUCGGCGGCGGCGGCGGCCCGAGAAGGACCGGCGGCAGCGUCGGCGGCCCGCGGGGGACCGGUGGCCAGGGAAGGCCAGUUGGGGGCGGUAUCCAGGGAAGUCCGGAUGGCAGAGGUCGCCCGAUUGUUGGGGGAGCCCCUGGAAGAAGAGGGUCCUGAGAACAGGCCCAGGUCCAGAGCUAGUCAGGCCGCGAAUCUGGCUGCGUUGCCGUAUCUUCGCCUCCGUCACCCACUUAGCGUUUUAGGAAUUAAUUACCAGCAGUUCCUCCGCCAGUAUCUGGAAAAUUACCCAAUAGCCCCGGGCAGAAUACAGGAGCUUGAAGAACGCCGCAGGCGAUUUGUAGAAGCCUGCAGAGCCAGGGAAGCAGCAUUUGAUGCUGAGUAUAUGCGUAAUCCUCAGAGAGUGGAUUUUGACAUUUUAACAUUUACCAUAGCUCUGACUGCAUCCGAGGUUAUCAAUCCUCUGAUAGAAGAACUUGGUUGUGACAGGUUUAUCAACAGAGAAUAAAAAAAAGUGACGCAACAGCUCCAAGACAGCCUCUGCAUUCUCGUCAAACCAUUCCUGCAACUUGAUUUUGAAUAGUCCAAGUGUAUUUGGAACAAGGCAGUACAUAGUUGGAGGAAAGGGAAGAUUACCAUGAAAAAGCACCAGAAAAUAUUUAAAAUGUGGAAAGCAUUGUAAGACUACUGUACCGUUUUUAGACUUUGUGAUGGAUCCAGAUUCUUUCUCUUGCUUUAUAGAAAAUGUCUCUCAACAUGGCUUCAUUAGAAAGAAAAGGAUAGUUUUAUGAAACUGAGACUUGGUGAAGAAAACUUGCCAAUAUUAAAGCCCAUGAUGAAGAAAGAAAUUAUCAGAUAGUCAUUAUAAGAAUAAAGAAUUACCGCUGUUUUUAGGACUGAAAGGCUAUGGUAAGAAUUUGACAUUGUCAGAAUAUGUGCUCUCAUGUCAUAUUCAUCAAAAAUUUUUAGUGUCAGGCUGAUUUUCUGAUUUCUGCGGCAUGUCAAAUGGCAAGCAAAGUAAAUAUUGUACAUAUUCCAUGAUAAAUUGUGUUUUCAAAAAUACCAAACUUCUGGAUUUUCCUUUCAUUCAGUUAUCUAUUCACUAACCCCAAGAAUAUGAAAUCAACAUUGAAAUGUCUUCUAUCUCUAUACCCCUUCACCCAGUGCCUACACAACUUUUGCCAGUAACCAUAGUUCCUUUUCUGUCCUACUUUGAUUUUGUAUACACAACCAAAUGUAAACCUAGAUUUAUUCUUUUUCACUUCUUCACAAAAGUUGGCAUAUUGCUUUUCAUUAAGAUCCUUCCAAAUCACUAUACUUCCUUAUUCUUUUUUUAGAGCUGCUUUUCUUUCCAUUCUGUUGAUGUAUUGUCACUAGCCAGAAAUAUAUUGAUGGACAUUUAGUUGCUUUCCAUCAUUUGCUAUUGACAAAAAAACUGGCUAUAGUAUUUCAUUUUCUAUAUAUAUCAUAUGGGAUGUGUGCAGAUACAGUAUGGCUUCAAUUCUAAAUGUACUUUUCAUAUUUUAAAAUCUCAAAUUGGGAUAUUAUUUACAUUUGGUGGUGUAAUGUAGCAUUUUUCCUGAGGUUUUCAUAAAAUUUACACAUCUUAUAAUCUUAGAUUCUUUGUUAAAUAUAAUAUAUAUAGGAUGAAUUUACAGAAGUGAGAAUUCUGGGCCAAAAUACUCAUUUGAAAUUUUAUAGAUAUUGCUAAGGUGAUAUACGUAUAUCACUUUCCACUCCCCCAAGCAAUUAAUAAACAUGAUCAUUUCCUUACUGUUUAGCCAAUACUAAACUAUCAAAUAUGUGGCUCUUACCAAUUUGAUAGUUGAAAAAAUGGAAUAUUUUUAAUUUGCUUUUCUUUGAUGUUAAAUUUAUAGUUAUAUACCCUUUAUUUAAAGAGUUAUAUACCCUUUUCUGUGAACUAUAUAUUCAUAUUCUUUAUCCAUUUCUCUCCCAAAUAAUUUUGUCAUUUCUUUAUUGACUCUAGUAGUUCAUUAUGUACCAGUGAUAGAAGGUAUGAUAAUAUCUUGUGAUAUGUUACAAAUAUUAUUUUAUGGGGGCCGGGGAUUUAGCUCAGUGGUUUUGUCGCCUGCUGCACAAGCACAAGGACCCAAGUUCAAUCCCUGGUACCAAAAAAAAUAUAUAUAUAUAAUUUUC